Molecule: messenger RNA, 3848 nt
Organism: Linum tenue
Lineage: Eukaryota; Viridiplantae; Streptophyta; Magnoliopsida; Malpighiales; Linaceae
Source: the annotation of a GenBank genome assembly
GAAAACAAGUCCGCCAAACUGAGAGUUAGUUAUAGUUCACUUUCCUCGGCUUCCCUCUCCAAUGGCUCUCAUAUCUCCACCUCCAACUCUUCCGUCGCUGCUCUGAAUACCAGACAGUAGCCAUGGCGGCAGUUGCAACAGUACUGCUACCGUCGGCAAUGCACAGGAGCUCCCCGUCUUCACUCACCCGCUCGUUAGCUUUCUCGAUCGGCGAUGAUGGUUUCCGUCUUCGAUCCCCAUUCAAUUCUCGUCGCGUCAGGGAUUCCUCUUCCGGUAAUUCUCGUAUUGCAGUUCACUGCGUCUCGAAUUCAGGCACGUCAAGGGAUAAGUUGUUCCCUUUCACCUCCACUUCGACUUCAUUCAGAACUAUUCAGUCUGGGUUCAAACAGUCCUUUUCGCGGAGAGAGUUUUCAGCUCGAUUUGUAGCUACGGAAGCAGUGGCGAAUGAAGCAAUUGGGGUUCCCAGUCUACCUCAAGAAGAAAAGCCUCCGCAGGUGUACACUUGGCCUUCUAAGAAGAACCCGAGGGUGUGCAUACUAGGUGGUGGAUUUGGAGGCUUAUAUACAGCUUUGAGACUAGAAUCACUCGCUUGGCCAGAUGAUAAGAAACCUCAGGUGCUCCUUGUUGACCAAGCUGAGCGUUUUGUCUUCAAGCCCAUGCUGUAUGAGAUUCUUUCAGGAGAAGUGGAUUCUUGGGAAAUCGCUCCCCGCUUCUCGGACUUGCUUUCAAACACUGCUGUGCAGUUUGUGCAAGACAGAGUAAAAGUUCUACAGCCAUGUGAUCACUUGGGAAUUAAUGGGUCGGCAAAAUCUAAUUCUGCUGGUACAGUCCUGCUACAAAGUGGCCUUCUGAUAGAGUAUGACUGGCUGGUUCUUGCUCUGGGAUCUGAAACAAAACUUGAUGUUGUGCCAGGGUCAGCAGAGUACGCAUUGCCAUUUUCUACAUUGGAAGAUGCUCUUAAGGUUGACAGUAAGUUAAGACAACUGGAGAGGAGAAAUUUCAGUAAGGGAUCUCCAAUAAGUGUAUGUAUUGUCGGUUGUGGUUAUGCUGGAGUAGAGUUGGCUGCUACCGUUGCUGAGAGACUGCAGGAUAGAGGAGUAGUACGUGCUAUUAAUGUGGAAAGUAUGAUCUGCCCAACUGCUCCACCUGGCAACAGGGAAGCUGCACUUAGAGUAAGAUUAUGGAUUACGAUAAGAUAAAAUUUAGCAACUCUUUAAGAUUUGUGAAUGACAUCAAGACUCAAGAAUCAUGCCUGAAGUUAGCUUGUUGAUACGAUUUUGAACUUCUUUUUUCGUUCCUGCAACUGAAGCUGUUUAUCUAACAUAGUUUUUCUAUUGGAGUUAGGUUCUCACUUCCAGGAAAGUUGAAUUGCUAUUGGGUUACUUUGUCCGUUCCAUCCAAAAAACAAGUGACUCGGAUUCUGAGAAAUACAUUUUGGAACUGCAACCUGCUGAGAGAGGAAUGCAAAGUCAAAUUCUUGAAACAGAUUUAGUGUUAUGGACUGUGGGGUCUAAACCUUUGCUUUCUGAGCUGGAACCCUGUGAACAGCCUCUCGAGCUUCCCCUUAACGCUAGGAGCCAGGCCGAGACAGAUGAGACCCUUCGUGUCAAGGGUCACCCACGGAUAUUCGCUCUUGGUGACUCAUCUUCUCUCAGGGAUUUGAAAGGGAAGAUACUUCCGCCAACUGCUCAGGUUGCUUUUCAGCAAGCAGAUUUUACUGGUUGGAAUCUUUGGGCUGCAAUUAAUGACCGUCCAUUGUUGCCAUUUAGGUUCCAAAAUCUGGGCGAAAUGAUGACUCUGGGACAGAGCGACGCUGCUGUAUCACCGAGUUUCAUCGAUGGGCUAACCUUAGAAGGUCCUAUCGGCCAUACCGCAAGGAAAAUUGCGUACUUGAUUCGGCUACCAACGGACGAGCACCGGGUUAAAGUCGGGCUGAGCUGGCUGACCAAGUCUGCCAUCCAGUCGAUUGCAUCAGUUCAGGACACCCUUACCAAGAUUGUUUCAGGAUCAUAGCUGGCCAAGUCUGGAAGUAAUGUAUAACAGUAUAUACCGUUGGAUAUUUAGUGAGGGGUUGAAUAUCCUCUAGUGGCAUAUAGGUGAUUCACGUGUAAGGAACUGGUACUCAUGAAUCUUUUCGCCCAAAUAUCGCCAAUUAGAAUCAGGAAAUGUCAGCAGAUGCUCAAUAUGACAAUAUCUAUAGCACAAGUCGUCUUAGGACUGAAUGAAGCUCAUUUCGCGCUAUCAGGAAUGCGUCAAAGCCUGGCUCGUUCUUAACCAACGUUCUGUUCAGCAUGUUACCUUAGUCCUUACAAUACAAAUACAUGAAAAGGAGGAGAGGUACGUGGAAGAAAAUAAGAGGGGGAAGAGGUACGUGGAAGCAAAUUAAAGGAUGAGAUGAGAUGAGCAAGCAAAGCAAGUUGCAGAGGUGUGUUGGAUUUCGGGCGCACUUUUGGCCCUUCGCUUGGAUAUUUCCUUAUGCUUCCAUGGAUAACAGAUUCAUUAGCCAUUACCACUUUUUUCAUAUCCUCUCUUACUCCACGCUUCUUGUGUAUAUAUAAGCUAUGCAAUGCAAACAACACAAAUAUCCCACACACCACCUAGUAUCUUGGACUUGGACCCAAAAUAUCUCUUCCCCAAGGGAAAAAAAUCUCCCCUCCCCUCCUCUCCCUCUCUCUGUUUCUCUCAAGAUGUGCAGAGGAGGAGAAGAACAGCAGCAGCAGCCACUGGUCCCUUGCUUGCGCUGCCAACCACAAGAAUGCAUCAGAAUGGUUCAGCAUUUGAUAGAGAGGUGUUUGAUACUUCGCAUGAGCAGAGAUGAAUGCGCCACCGCACUCUCGAAGCAUGCCUGCAUUCAUCCAACAGUCACACUCACUGUGUGGGAAGGAUUGCUGAAAGAGAAUAGAGACUUCUUCCGGACUUACUCUAGAAUUAUUUCUACGGAUGAUCAGAUCAUUAAUUAAUUUCUUUCCGCCUCCUUGAUGGCUUUGCACAUGUCAUAACCAGUGAUUUUGAUCAUUAUCCCUGUGGAAGAAAGAGGAAAUGAUUGAUCGUAAUUCAUAAUUCAUAUCAUUCUAUAAGAAACUCUGUUGUGCCAUUAAUAAGCAGUCCAAGGGCCUAGCUAGCAGGAUCGCUAAUUAAGUUGUUUAGAAGUAAGAAGCAAAAGCUAAACGUUAACGACAGCAAAAUUCUUUUCCCUCCUCCUCCGCGUCCUCACGCGCCGCCGGAUGUGGCGACGGCGGUUGGUUGCGCGCGAAACUCAAACCGCACUUGCCGCAGGAAACCCUGUCGCCGUGAUCCGCCAUGAAAUUCCCCGGUCCGCACUUCGGGCACUCCUUCCUCAACCUCUCCAGCACACCUGCCGAGUCUUCACCCCCGCCGCCGCCCACGACCUUGUAAAGCUUCAGCACGGGGAGCUUCUCCUUCUCCUUGUCCUUCUUCUCCUUCUUGGGCGUGCUGAACACCUUCUUCUUCCUCUUCUUCCCUCCGCCGCCGCCGAGGAGCCGCGGGAGGAGAUUGACUGUCGCGAAUUGGUUCCGGAUUCCGUACUCGGCUAGGGUUAGGCCGUCGUCGCCGAGGAGCUUGCCGCCGUGGAUCAAUUGGUAGUACUGUUCGCUGACAGGGUCCGAGAUUGAAUUUGGUCCUCCGCGGGAUUGGAUUGCAGAUUUGAGGUCGGCGAUGGUGUCCGACGGGGUGGCGGCCAGAGUUAGGGUUUGCUGCGACGGUAGAUUUACGAAUAUCUGCAUCUCGUCCUGUCGGGUUUUCCGAGCGGCGCAGGGAGGGAACGAAAGAUGAGUGGUUGCGGUGGCGGGAGCCGGGGGAGCUUUAAAGGUGUGGUCUCUGAAAGGCGG